Salmo salar (Atlantic salmon) is the source of this 3074-nucleotide messenger RNA. The record is from RefSeq and is a predicted model, not a curated record. Lineage: Eukaryota; Metazoa; Chordata; Actinopteri; Salmoniformes; Salmonidae.
GCUCUGACGUCACUGCCUGCCACUCAGCUUCGGGGAAAAUAAGUUUCACUUUCUUACUGGGUUUCAGAAACUGUUGAUUCCUAGAAAGCCGAGACGUGAAGAAAGAAGCAGCGACCUGGAGGAGACCAAAGAACCGUCGUACCAGCUGUUAGGUCAAUACUUCCACAGGAAGAGCGAUUGGACAUUAAACCAUCAGGAUGCUAGGAAGAGGAGGCCUUGUAGCCCGUCUUUUCAGCCUAGCUUGGAGUCUUCCCUUCCUCUUCUUCGUGGCCGGUGUUGCCCUUAGGUCAUCUCAGCCAAGAGCAACAGGUUUCUGACCCAGUGACUGGUCCCUCUGUGAUCCUGAAGGGACUCUCUCCUCUCCCCCUCUCUCUCUCUCUGUGUGUGUUGAAGAAUCUGAACCAUGUGGGCCAGUGAAGGAGAGGUUCAGGUGACAGCCCGGAUGGAGACCACCCCUGCCAUGGGCGUACCUAGUAUCUCUGUUUCCCAGAAACAGACCCCUAAAAAAUUUGGCCCUGUGGUGGCCCCUAAGCCCCAGUUCAACCCCUACAAGACGGGAGACCCCAUUGACCAUGCUGAAGGGGACUUCCCCCCACCUCCUCCUCCACCUGCUGAUGACGGAGGCCUCCCAUCCCUCAUGUCCUUGCCCCCCCCUCCAUCCAUGGACAGAGAAUACCAGAUGUGCGGGCCGCAGAAGACCCUAGAGGAGAGGCGAUCCAGUCUGGAUGCUGAGAUUGACUCUCUGACCUCUAUCCUAGAAGACCUGGAGAGUAACUCACCUUACAAGCCCCGCAGUGCACAGAACUCUGAAACUCUUCCAUCUGUGACCAGUCCCAAUGCACCGGUCACCGGCUACAAGCGUAUGGUCAUCCCGACUCAGCCUCCUCUGACAGCCACUAAGAAGUCCACUCCCAAGGCCGGGGCCCCAGGUGGAACACUGCCCCGGCCCCAGGCGGAGCAUUCCUCCUCUGCCUCCCCAGUGGCCAGGCCUCAGUUCCAUAUGCUGCCUCAGCCAGUCCCAGCCAACUACGCCACAGCCUCCACCCCCAGCCAGCCUACCUUCAACGUACAGGUGAGGUCUGCCCAACCUGGGCCUCAGCACCAGUCCCCAGGACCCCCCCAGCAGUUUGCCCAGCAGCCUAUCCGGAGCCCAGCCCAGGUCCAGUACAUGUCUGCUCAGCCACGAGGCCCUGACUUGGCCUACGGGCCCCCUCAGCCAGGCUUCGCCCCUCAGCCAGGCUUUGCCCCUCAGCCAGGCUCUGCACCACAAGGGUACCCAGAGCAGGCCUACCCUGGACCAGGAGGGUACGGAGGAGGACCAGGAAACACCUGGAAACCCCAGCCUAGCUAUACUGCUGCUCCUACCCAGCAGGGCUACCCACAACCUGUCCCUAAGAAGACCUACAUCACAGACCCUCCUGCCAGCCUGGGUCCUCCUGCACACCUCGCCCCGCAGAAGACUCCCGGCAGUGCCAGGCCUGAGGAGGAACUGGAGCGUCUCACCAAGAAGAUGCUUUAUGACAUGGACAACCCUCCGGCUGAGGAGUACUUUGGGCGGUGUGCCAGCUGUGGGGAUAAUGUGGUGGGUGAGGGUACCGGCUGUACCGCCAUGGACCAGGUCUUCCACGUGGACUGCUUCAUCUGCAUGACCUGCAGUGGCAGGCUGCGCGGUAAACCCUUCUACGCCGUGGAGAAGAAGGCCUACUGCGAGCCCUGCUACAUCAACACCCUGGAGUCCUGUAACAUCUGCAGUAAACCCAUCAUGGAGCGUAUCCUGCGGGCUACAGGGAAGGCCUACCACCCACACUGUUUCACCUGUGUGGUGUGUCAACGCAGCCUGGACGGUAUACCCUUCACUGUGGACUCUGCCAACCACAUCCACUGCAUCGACGACUUCCAUAAGAAGUUUGCCCCUCGUUGCUGUGUGUGUUCUGAGCCCAUCAUGCCAGCUCCAGGCCAGGAAGAGACUGUUCGUAUCGUCGCCUUGGAUCGGGACUUCCACGUGCAGUGUUACCGCUGUGAGGACUGUGGCUCUCUGCUGUCUGAAGGGGACAACCAGGGCUGUUACCCUCUGGACGGCCAUGUCCUCUGUAAGAGCUGUAACACCAGCCGUAUCCAGGACCUGACCUUCAAAUCCACCACUGACCUCUGAACCCCAGAUACCCUGCUGUUCCCCGCUAGCUGCUCCCCGCUAGCUGCUCCCCGCUAGCUGCUCCCCGCUAGCUGUUCCCCGCUAGCUGCUCCCCGCUAGCUGCUCCCCGCUAGCUGCUCCCCGCUAGCUGCUCCCCGCUAGCUGCUCCCCUAGCCCUGCCUACUGCCUGGCUGGCUGACUUCAGCACACACACACACACACAUAUAUAUAUAGAGAGAGAGGCACACACACAUAAAGAGACAUACACACAUAUGUAUACAUACACCUAUGAACAUUCUGAAAAAAUAUAAAUAUUAUGAAAUUACUAAACAAGGGAUAAACAACGAUGCGAUGUUCCUGAAAUGAUGACAGUCUCAGUACAAGCAGCACUGAAGAGGAGGGCCCUGAUGUCUUAUCCUUACAACUGUAUUCUCGUUGUUCAUGUAUAAUCUCCAAAUGUACGUGUUUCCCUUGUAGUCAUUUAGCAGACACUGUUAUUCAGAGAGACGUACAGUCCAGAUAAACCUCUACUUCCAUGGCCUCAGCGUUACUGCUGUUGCCUUGUAGUUGAUUGAGUCUAGCUAGACUGGCGGGUCAGUCUGUCUCCUGACUUGGCAUCUGACGUUGUCACCUACAGUAUACGUUAAGCAGCAGUAGGCCUAUGUCAAGAUAACCAAGUCAUUUAUUUCCGAUGUGCUCCUGAUGACUUUUCUGUUCCUCCUUGGAUGUGGCCCAAAUUGUUCCCUGUUCCCUAUAGAGGCCAUAACGGGCCUAUAGGGCUCUGAUGCACACUAUUUCACUACAUAAGGAAUAGAGUGCCGUUUGGGACUGACUGACUGCCUCUGGCCUGUUUCACCACAGUGUUUAAACCUACAGUUGAUGUCUGUGCCCCCCAGCCAAAAUCUAAUUAACAUAAUAAACAAAUCUGUCUGUUUAAGCUAGA